Messenger RNA from Arabidopsis arenosa, 1544 nucleotides. The record is from the annotation of a GenBank genome assembly. NCBI's taxonomy places the organism in Eukaryota, Viridiplantae, Streptophyta, Magnoliopsida, Brassicales, Brassicaceae.
CUAGCUUCUCCUACUCUUAACCAAAUCCAAAGUCCUUGAAGAUACAAUGGCUGAUCCUACGUCGAAAGAUGACCAUGAAGGUGAAGGAGGAAGAGGAAAAUCAUCAACUUAUGUUCAAAAACUUAUUGACGUUGAAGAAGCAAAGACUCAAAUCAUUUACUCUCUACCAAUGAUAUUCACCAAUCUUUUCUACUAUUGUAUCCCUUUAACCUCUGUGAUGUUUGCUUCUCACCUCGGCCAACUCGAGCUCGCCGGUGCUACCCUCGCCAAUUCUUGGGCUACCGUCACCGGUUUUGCCUUCAUGACAGGGUUAAGUGGAGCACUUGAGACAUUGUGUGGACAAGGGUUUGGUGCAAAAAGCUAUAGAAUGUUGGGGAUUCAUCUUCAAUCAUCUUGCAUCGUCUCAUUAGUCUUCAGCAUCCUCAUCACCAUCUUAUGGUUCUUCACAGAAUCGAUUUUCGGACUUCUCAGACAAGAUCCUAGUAUCUCAAAACAAGCUGCACUCUAUAUGAAGUACCUAGCUCCCGGUUUAUUUGCUUAUGGGUUCUUACAAAACAUUUUGAGAUUUUGCCAAACACAAUCCAUCGUUACUCCGCUAGUUGUCUUCUCGUUUGUUCCCUUGGUGAUUAAUAUUGGUACUACGUAUGCUCUGGUGCAUUUAGCUGGCCUCGGAUUCAUUGGUGCUCCCAUAGCUACAUCUAUUUCAUUGUGGAUAGCUUUCGUUUCUCUCGGAAUUUAUGUGAUUUGGUCAGACAAGUUUAAGGAAACAUGGACCGGAUUUUCGAUGGAAUCAUUUCGCUAUGUAGUACUAAACUUGACAUUAAGCAUCCCUUCUGCUGCUAUGGUAUGUUUAGAGUAUUGGGCGUUCGAGAUUCUAGUAUUCUUGGCAGGACUCAUGCCAAAUCCGGAAAUCACCACCUCUUUGGUAGCUAUAUGCGUCAACACCGAAUCGAUUAGCUACAUGUUAACAUGCGGACUUAGCGCAGCUACAAGUACUCGUGUGUCGAAUGAACUUGGAGCAGGAAAUGUAAAAGGCGCAAAGAAGGCGACUUCGGUGUCCGUUAAGUUGUCUUUAGUUCUAGCUCUCGGUGUAGUCAUUGCUAUACUUGUAGGUCAUGAUUGGUGGGUUGGUUUAUUCAGCAAUAGCCAUGUGAUUAAAGAGGGAUUUGCAUCACUAAGGUUUUUCCUUGCUGCAUCUAUAACACUUGAUUCCAUCCAAGGUGUUUUAUCAGGAGUUGCGAGAGGAUGCGGAUGGCAGCGGUUAGCCACAGUUAUAAAUUUGGGAACAUUCUAUUUAAUCGGAAUGCCGAUUUCAGUCCUUUGUGGUUUCAAGUUGAAGCUUCAUGCCAAGGGUUUGUGGAUCGGUCUGAUAUGUGGGAUGUUUUGCCAAUCCUCGUCUCUUUUGCUUAUGACAAUUUUCCGGAAGUGGAUAAAGCUGAAUGCUGCUACUGUCUGAAAACGGACGAGAUCAAUAUUCAAAACCUAGGAAUUUCAGAAAUAAGAGAUCAAGGGAAGAUUGUGUACAAGAAAAGACAUUAUUAAGU